This is a messenger RNA of Saprolegnia parasitica CBS 223.65, 1140 nucleotides long. RefSeq lists its product as hypothetical. NCBI's taxonomy places the organism in Eukaryota, Oomycota, Saprolegniomycetes, Saprolegniales, Saprolegniaceae. The transcript has 9 exons. The coding region runs from base 1 to 1140 and encodes 379 amino acids. The record is from RefSeq and is a predicted model, not a curated record.
AUGGACGCGGUCCGGUGCAAGGAAUGGGAGCUCAUGACGCUCCUCGAGGAAGAGGGGACCAUGGAGAGGGUCCAUGAGCUGGGUCUUCUUGACGUUGUCGACGAUGUCGUUGGGCCCAUGGGUCUCGACGCUUGGAAGAGCCUGACGUACCUCGCGUUCGUUCGCUUCUUCCUGCGUCGGGCGAUGCUCCUCGACUACUCGACCAUGAGCUCAUACGAUCGCGAUCGGGUCAUCACGGUCGCGCGGGCCAUUGCCCGAGGCGAUGGCAGCCCCGUCGACGUCGUUCGCCAUAGCACGCAGCUUCUGCUCCGGGUCGGUCAUCGAAGCGCGCGCUUCGUCGUUCGAGCGCUCGGAAUGGAUCUCUUCACGAACCCAGAGCUUCUCCUACGCGCUCUCGGCGUCUUGCAUGCAAUGUGCACGGAGCUCAGCGGCCUGCAGUCGCUCCAUCUCCGCAUGCACGAACCGCUUGGCGACAUUCGCAUCGCUGACGUGCUCAAUAUGACGCUGGUGGCAGCCGACCCGAUCCUUCGCUUUGGCGCUGCCAAGGUCCUCUCAGUCAUCCUCCUGGACACGCCGCAUGCACCCGCCAAGGCGCUGCUGCUUGUGCUUGUCGAUGCGUUCAACGAGGAGGUCCAUGCGGCUACCCAAGCCAGCCUAGGCGCGCUGCUUUGGGACAUCCUCUUCCUUCGCCAAGACCUCUUUUCUCUCGACGUGUGGGACGACAUGGCGGCAACGGCCACGGAGCAGGCCCCGACCACGGUGCAUGCGAUCAUGCGGCUCAUCCUCGCGCCAAGCACACCAUCGUCGCUCGAUUGGCGUCUCGUGUCUCAACUGUUGGAGCACGUGGUCGUACUGUACGUGCACGAGAGCGCUACCUUGGGGAAGGAGGUACUGGCAGCGCUGUACGCCUUUUUUACCGACGAGUGCGGACGCACCGAGUACCAGCAAACGCUCGUGGGCCAGACAAUGGCCUAUGCCAACGGCAUGGAGCUCCCGUGUGCUCAUGACCCAACGACGACAAGUCUCUCUCAGAUGCAUGCCACACGCCCCGAAAUCGUUUUGAAGCGCGAGAACCAGCUACUGCAGGCGAUGCUGACCGCAGAUGCCAAGGCGUCGGCCAUCGGUUUACGCUGGUUGUAG